AUGGUUCGCGUUAAGGCUCGUGACCUUCGUGGCAAAAAGAAGGAGGAUUUAACGAAGCAGCUGGAUGAACAGAAAACCGAAUUAGCUUCUCUUCAGGUAUCUAAAGUAACUGGUGGUGCUGUUUCGAAACUUUCAAAAAUCCGAACAGUCCGCAAGAACAUCGCACGAAUUUUGACGGUCAUCAAUCAAACGCAGAAGCAAGAAUUGCGUAAAUUAUAUAAGGGCAAGAAAUACAAGCCUCUUGAUUUGCGUCUAAAGAAGACACGUUCGAUGCGACGUGCACUGACUCCCCAUGAAGCUUCAUUGAAAUCGGCAAAAAAGCUCGCUAAGGAACGCAAAUUCCCGUUGAGGAAAUAUGCAUUGAAGGCAUGA
Messenger RNA from Anisakis simplex (herring worm), 372 nucleotides. The record is from the annotation of a GenBank genome assembly. NCBI's taxonomy places the organism in Eukaryota, Metazoa, Nematoda, Chromadorea, Rhabditida, Anisakidae.